Messenger RNA from Galeopterus variegatus (Sunda flying lemur), 2584 nucleotides. RefSeq names its product protein disulfide isomerase family A, member 4 (gene PDIA4). Gene Ontology annotation, biological process: response to endoplasmic reticulum stress; protein folding. The transcript has 10 exons. NCBI's taxonomy places the organism in Eukaryota, Metazoa, Chordata, Mammalia, Dermoptera, Cynocephalidae. Gene Ontology annotation, molecular function: protein disulfide isomerase activity. The record is from RefSeq and is a predicted model, not a curated record. Gene Ontology annotation, cellular component: endoplasmic reticulum; cell surface. The coding region runs from base 1 to 2220 and encodes 739 amino acids.
AUGCAUAGGGCAGCGCGACGUCUCGGGAGGCUCUUGGCUCCUCCGGCCUGCGGGUGGCGCUGUGGGCGCCGAGCGGAGCGUGUGCAAGAGCAGGAGACGAUCCUGGAUGCCCUGCGGGACCCUGAGAGUCGCGCCGGGCUGGAGAGGGGCUGGAGCGCGCAGGCCCCGCUCUCGGAGGACCGCCCCGCUCCCGGCAGCCUGCGCAAUUCCGGACCGCGGGCGACAGCGACUCGGCCCCCGGGGAGGGCUCCUGACGCCCGACUGGAGCACAGACUCCGGCCGAGAACCUUCCCCAUGAGCUCCGCCCCGGGUCUCGGGCCCUCGCUGGGCAGGCGCAGGGGGGGCUCGGCUACGCAGUAUCUUCAGGUGCCAUCAGAUUCUUCAAAUAGAGAAGACUCCAUUGAGGAGGACGAGGAGGAGGAGGAAGAUGAGGAAGAGGAGGACGACUUGGAAGUUAAGGAAGAAAAUGGUGUCUUAGUACUAAAUGAUGCAAACUUUGAUAACUUCGUGGCCGACAAAGACACUGUGCUGCUGGAGUUCUACGCUCCGUGGUGUGGACAUUGCAAGCAGUUUGCUCCAGAAUAUGAAAAAAUUGCCAGUGUCUUAAAGGAUAAUGACCCUCCCAUUGCUGUUGCUAAGAUCGAUGCGACUUCAGCGUCCAUGCUGGCCAGCAGGUUUGAUGUGAGUGGCUAUCCCACCAUCAAGAUCCUUAAGAAGGGGCAGGCUGUCGACUACGAGGGCUCCAGGACCCAGGAAGAAAUCGUUGCUAAGGUCAAAGAGGUCUCCCAGCCCGACUGGACGCCUCCACCAGAAGUCACGCUCGUGUUGACCAAAGAUAACUUCGAUGAAGUUGUGAAUGAUGCAGAUAUCAUUCUGGUGGAGUUUUAUGCCCCAUGGUGUGGACACUGCAAGAAACUCGCCCCCGAGUACGAGAAGGCCGCGAAGGAGCUCAGCAAGCGCUCACCGCCGAUUCCCCUGGCAAAAGUCGAUGCCACUGCAGAGACAGACCUGGCCAAGAGGUUCGAUGUCUCCAGCUAUCCCACCCUGAAAAUUUUCCGCAAGGGAAAGCCUUUUGACUACAAUGGCCCACGAGAAAAGUAUGGGAUCGUUAACUACAUGGUCGAGCAGUCCGGGCCUCCCUCCAAGGAGGUCCGGACCCUGAAGCAGGUCCAGGAGUUUCUGAAGGAUGGAGAUGAUGUCAUCGUCAUUGGGGUCUUUAAUGGGGAGAGUGACCUAGCCUACCAGCAGUAUCAGGAUGCCGCUAACAGCCUGAGAGAAGAUUACAAAUUCCACCACACUUUCAGCACCGAAAUAGCCAAGUUCCUGAAAGUCUCCCCAGGGAAGCUGGUUGUAAUGCAGCCUGAGAAAUUCCAGUCCAAGUAUGAGCCCAGGAGCAACGUGAUGGACAUGGAGGGUUCGGUGGAGGGGUCGGCCAUCCAGGACUAUGUGGUGAAGCACGCCUUGCCCCUGGUGGGCCACCGCAAGACCUUCAACGAGGCCAAGCGCUACAGCAGGCGCCCCCUGGUGGUCGUCUACUACAGUGUGGACUUCAGCUUCGACUACAGAGCAGCUACUCAGUUUUGGCGGAACAAAGUCCUGGAGGUGGCCAAGGACUUCCCCGAGUACACCUUUGCCAUUGCUGAUGAGGAGGACUAUGCCACGGAGGUGAAGGACCUGGGCCUCAGUGAGAGCGGUGAGGACGUCAAUGCAGCCGUCCUGGACGAGAGCGGGAGGAAGUUCGCCAUGGAGCCGGAGGAGUUUGAUUCUGACACCCUCCGGGAGUUUGUCACAGCUUUCAAAAAAGGAAAGCUGAAGCCAGUCAUCAAAUCCCAGCCAGUGCCCAAGAACAACAAGGGUCCGGUCAAGGUCGUGGUGGGGAAGACCUUCGACUCCAUUGUGAUGGACCCCAUGAAGGACGUCCUAAUCGAGUUCUACGCACCGUGGUGCGGACACUGCAAGCAGCUGGAGCCCGUGUACACCAGCCUGGCCAAGAAGUACAAGGGCCAGAAGAGCCUGGUUAUCGCCAAGAUGGAUGCCACUGCCAACGACAUCACCAGUGACCGCUACAAGGUGGAGGGCUUCCCCACCAUCUACUUUGCCCCCAGUGGGGACAAAAAGAACCCAAUUAAAUUUGAGGGUGGCGACAGAGAUCUGGAGCACUUGAGCAAGUUUGUAGAAGAACAUGCCACAAAACUGAGCAGGACCAAGGAAGAGCUUUGAAAGCCUUGAGGUCUGCAGAGGGUCGAGGGACCAGACACACUGUGGCUUCUGAUGGCUGCAGCCAGGGGUGCCAGCCCGUGGUACGGCCGGGCCACAUACAUAGUGGCAGUACCUUGAUUUUUUUUUUCCCCAAUUUUUUAUACUUUGGUAUUUCACCUCAUGCUCUGAAUAUGGAAUAGUCAUGAAUGACUCAGUAGUUUGGUCCAGAUUUUUAUGGAGGAUACAUCUAUUUUUAUCAUUUGGGGUUUGAUUUUUUUUUUACCUUCUACUUUACACUUCCUCAGAGCAGAUAAGUUGAGACUCUUCUGUGCAAGAAUGUUUUCUUUUUUAAUUUAAAGUUUAAGAAAUGCUUUGCCAGAUCACA